Symbiodinium pilosum is the source of this 600-nucleotide messenger RNA. NCBI's taxonomy places the organism in Eukaryota, Dinophyceae, Suessiales, Symbiodiniaceae. The record is from the annotation of a GenBank genome assembly.
AUGCAAAGGAUCGGCAUGCAGCAGUGGUUUCGUGAUUGGCAUGCUACGCUCAUUCACUUUGAUCGGAAGGUAGCACAUGCGAUCUCCUCAGGGUCUGUGUGGCCUGUCAUUGGUUCCACAGAGGAGGAGGACGCAGAUCCCCUUGCGACAAUACUGGCAAAAGCCGACUUUCAAGCGAGUACCCAGCGCCUUUUCGCUAGUCUGGCAACAAAGGCAGCCACCACACUGUCUGCAGCAGGGAUUCGGCAGGCGUUUGCCGAGGUGGCUCCGUCGAUCUCCUUUUCCACGAUCCGGCGGCGCAUCCUGCUUGGGCACAUCUCACUCAGCGGCCUCAUGAGUGAUGUCAAGAGGUCGCCGCCCACGGAAGAUGCCGAGGAGGCCGAGAUGGCCACCGGAGCUGCUGGUCGCACCCAGGUCGAGAAGAUCUCUGAGUUCCUGGAAUUGCGAAAGGCUCAGGUCAAUGAGUUUGUGGCAGCAGUCACAGUGGCUGAACAGGCAAGAUCGGAGGAUAGAGUUGUAAGUGUUGGGCCCAGGUGCGGGGUUGUAGUCAGAUUCAAGAAUCCUAGACCGAGCACUUCUACAAACGCAGCACUUUCCUGA